Molecule: messenger RNA, 852 nt
Organism: Pseudogymnoascus destructans
Lineage: Eukaryota; Fungi; Ascomycota; Leotiomycetes; Thelebolales; Thelebolaceae
Exons: 4
Coding region: 1-852 (283 amino acids)
Source: RefSeq, a predicted model, not a curated record
AUGGAUCCCAAUAGCAGCCUAUCUAUAAGGAGAACCAAACCAAUCGACUUUGGUAGCGUUCACGAUACCGCCUCCUCAAGUAGGCCAUGGAAAUUGAAACGUUUGCUGCGAAUUGAAUUCAAGAGCCCUAAAGAAGACUAUCUGUUCUUCCAGGAACUACAAUCAGACCAAGGCACUCUCGUAUGCCAUAGGAAGGCCUUAUUUUGUCUUGCUGUUAUACGUGAAUCGUUUUCACCAAGACCGCUGCAUUUGCUCGAAGAGCUGUCACUGGUCCAACAUCCAAAUAUCGCGGAAAUUCUCGAUAUAUACUUUUACGAUGGAAGACUAAGCAUCGUUACUGAACGUCUGGAUAUUUGCCUUCUCGAUCUCGACUUCAGCAGGCUGCCCCCAGAAGAGUGGGAGAUUGCAACGAUUGUUGCAGAGAUUAUGAAGGCGAUGACUUACCUCAUGAGCACGUUGCCGGUUUCCGAAAUCAGCAUUGACAGCGUGAGAUUGUCUCUCCAGGGAGAUGUUAAGCUUGUCAACGACGUACAUUACCAAAGUUCGCGAGACGAUGACAUGCCUAGCCAUCAGUAUAACUCCGAAUUUCUCGUUGAGAUGCUAAAGAUCCUUAUGUCAUACGGCACAUCUAGCGGAAGAUGUUGGUCGCGUGAGGCGAUCGAGUUUUCGUCAAUUCCAGCUUCCGACUCUUUAUCCCUAUUUAAGAACCACGUCUUCUUAACCAAGGCCAUGUCAUCAUCUAAGUUGGUACCACGUAUCCACUUGGCGACGCAAAUCCUAUGUUGCCAGUCGCAGAGACAGCCCGAGGAGCUUUAUGGUUCCGAAGUUCAUUCUUUCCUGCAAAGUCCUUAA